CAAUCGCGUUGAAGGUGGAGGCCAUUGUUCCGUCGUCGCUCGGUUCGGACACUUUUCGUCAUAUUUGGAAGUCAACAGAACAUCACUAUGGUGAAAAUAUUCAUUGGAAACCUAUCGGAGCAUACAACCAAGGAAGAGGUUGAAGCCCUCUUCACUCCGUAUGGCGCAGUAACGGAAUGUGCCAAGUAUAAAAACUUUGCCUUCGUCCACAUGGAGGACCGCAAAGUGGCCAACAAGGCAAUCCGUGAGCUCCAUCUUCACCGACUUAAUGGCCGCCCCAUCAACGUGGAGCCCAGCCGAGGGAAAAAUCAAGCCCCUGUCAAGCUUCACAUUGCUAAUGUGGAAAAAGGCUCUGAAGCUGAGCUAAGAGAGCUCUUUGAGGAGUACGGCAUCGUGACAGAAUGUGCCAUUGUCAAAAACUUUGCUUUCGUGCACAUGGCUAAUUCGGAUGAGGCCAUGGAUGCCAUCAAAGGUCUGGAUGAUUCUGAGUUCCAAGGUCAGCGCAUUCAUGUUCAGCUGUCCAAGAGCAAACCCAGGUGGGGAGGAGAAGAAGAGGAGUAUCCGCCGCCCCCGCCACCAAGAGGAGGAUACUACCCACCAGCACCUCCACCUCAUCGCUACCCACCUGGUGAUAGACCAGAGCCUCCCUAUAGAGGCCGUAUGUCUGCUUACCCUCCGCUUCCUCCUCCACCGCCACCAAGAAGACCAUCGUAUUUGGAUCAUGGCUAUGGCGAGCGGGAUUCCUAUGGCGUGGUGGACUACUAUGAAAAAUUCAGGGCACGUCCAUUUGCAACACCUGGUUAUGAGGAGAGACGGGCGAGCACCAUUCCACCACCUCCACCAGCUAUGGUUCGAGAUCGGCUAACAAUGUCAUCACAUGACCCAUAUGAUCGCCGUCCACUGGCCCCUCCUCCACCAUCUUAUGGGGCAAGAGACAGAAGUCCCAUCCGCCGGCCCCCACCAAUCCCUGCACCACCAAGUGGUAAUGGUUACUCAUACGAGCGCUCCCGUCUUUCUCCGCUGUCCAGGUCUCAGCUGUACCCACCUACCCGGCCCAAGGAUACUUAUUCAGAAAGGAGUAUCCCGCCGCCUCCUCCUCCUCCACGUUAUGCUGGCUAUUAAGUACGGUUUAGAAUAUGACAAGACCGCCGUCUGCUGAUGUACGUGCUGCGCUACGUCCUUCGUCUACAGCGGAUUGCGUUGCGUUCGCCUGCGACUUACUGGAAGAUACUGUUUUGCGGACCGACCCGUUCUUAAACAAAACAAAAUCCCGAAUCCUUGUUUGACGACUUUUUUGAGUUGUUCAUUUUGUUUCUUUGCUUCUUUUAUUGUUGAGAACCCUAAAUGUUUUAAUCAUUAAGUCACGCAGAACUGCUAAAACAGAGCCCACUUACGGCUCAUAAUGAUACUAUUUUUAUUUUUACUAUUCCGAACAAGCAAAGAUAUUCAUAAGAAUUAAGUCACAACUUGCCUGGCGUUAACGCGUGCGAGAAUUAGGGUAAACAAGUACAUGUAAAGAAAAAAAAGUUUAUAUUAUGCUGCGCCAUACUUGGAUCGAUUUAAAAAAAAAAAAAGUGUGGCUUUUGUUCUUUGUGUUAAACCAUUUCGUGCGCCGUGAUAGGCGAGUACAAAAAUGUUCUGUAUGACUUUUAAGUUGCUUUUCAGUUUUAAGAUAUUUUUAAUAAACUAAAAGGCUCCAAAGAAACAUUCUAGCUGUCAUGUCCUUGUCCUCCGAAUCUCUUUCAGGCGUUCUACCCGCUGUCCGAUGGCGUCCCUGUUCUCAAUGCCGCGGGGGAUUUCUUCAAAUUAAAACUGUACUUGUGCCGUCAGAGGGCGCUCCUUUUUCUAAGCGUGGGGGGCGUCACGGUGCAUUUGUUUUCAUGCCAA
This is a messenger RNA of Synchiropus splendidus (mandarinfish), 1887 nucleotides long. Its product is annotated as RNA-binding protein 4.1-like. The record is from RefSeq and is a predicted model, not a curated record. Gene Ontology annotation, biological process: mRNA splicing, via spliceosome. Gene Ontology annotation, cellular component: nuclear speck. Lineage: Eukaryota; Metazoa; Chordata; Actinopteri; Syngnathiformes; Callionymidae. Bases 88 to 1122 code for a protein of 344 amino acids. The transcript is spliced from 4 exons. Gene Ontology annotation, molecular function: mRNA binding.